Molecule: messenger RNA, 2105 nt
Organism: Danio aesculapii
Lineage: Eukaryota; Metazoa; Chordata; Actinopteri; Cypriniformes; Danionidae
Gene: trpc7b
Product: transient receptor potential cation channel, subfamily C, member 7b
Exons: 12
Coding region: 1-2079 (692 amino acids)
Biological process (GO): regulation of cytosolic calcium ion concentration; calcium ion transmembrane transport; manganese ion transport
Cellular component (GO): cation channel complex; membrane
Molecular function (GO): inositol 1,4,5 trisphosphate binding; store-operated calcium channel activity
Source: RefSeq, a predicted model, not a curated record
AUGGGUGCACAGAUAGUCUCGUCUCCACAAGUGGCUUCUGAUGGAAACAAACAGGGCUUUUAUCCUGCUGAAAACAGACUGGAGGCAAAUCAGCGUAGACUCAGACAUUCCACGUGUUUCCAGACUCCAGUUGCCAUCGAUCAGCCAUCGGCAUCUGUUCCUCCUACAGACCUCAGAUCAGUGUCAGGACUCAAGCUGUUGAUGCGAAGGGGCCUGCCAUGCUCAGAGAGCCUGAUUCUGCAGACGGACAGACAGACUCCUCCACAAGAUUAUCUCUCCGACAGGCUUCUGGAAUGGAAUGACUACAGGAAAUUGUCAAUGCAAUGUAAGGACUUUGUGGUUGGUGUUCUGGAUCUCUGUCGGGACACAGAAGAAGUGGAGGCCAUUCUGAAUGGAGACGUGGACCAGAAUCCCCCUGCAGAGCACCAGAGACCCUGCCUGAGCCGCAUCAAACUGUCCAUCAAAUAUGAAGUCAAGAAGUUUGUAGCUCAUCCGAACUGCCAGCAGCAGCUUCUGACGAUCUGGUAUGAGAAUCUGUCUGGUUUGCGGCAGCAGUCCAUCGGUGUGAAGUGUCUGACGGUGCUGGGCGUCACUGUGGGACUGCCUUUCCUAGCCAUCGCAUACUGGAUCAUGCCCUGCAGCAAGCUGGGUCAGAUCUUACGGAGUCCCUUCAUGAAGUUUGUGGCUCACGCCGUGUCCUUCACCAUCUUUCUGGCUCUGCUGGUUCUGAACGCAUCCGAUCGGUUCGAGGGGGUCAAAAACCUCCCCAACGAGACCAUCACUGACCAUCCACGACAGGUCUUCAGGGUCAAGACCACACAGUUCUCCUGGACAGAGCUGCUCAUCAUGAAAUGGGUUCUGGGCAUGAUCUGGUCGGAGUGUAAGGAGAUCUGGGUUGACGGUCCCCGUGAGUACGUCAUGCACCUCUGGAACGUUCUGGACUUCGGGAUGCUGUCGAUCUUCGUGGCGUCUUUCACCGCUCGUCUCAUGGCGUUUCUGAAAGCGUCUAAAGCUCAGCUCUACGUGGACCUGCACGUCCCAAACCAUGACAUCAGCAACGCAUCACUUCCUGCCGACGUCGCAUACUUCACAUAUGCGAGGAACCGCUGGCGGCCGUCAGAUCCUCAGAUCAUCUCAGAGGGACUGUACGCCAUCGCGGUGGUCCUGAGCUUCUCUAGAAUCGCCUACAUCCUGCCGGCCAACGAGAGCUUCGGGCCGCUGCAGAUCUCUCUGGGACGCACCGUCAAAGACAUCUUCAAGUUCAUGGUGAUCUUCAUCAUGGUGUUCGUGGCCUUCAUGAUCGGCAUGUUCAACCUCUACUCCUAUUACCUGGGAGCCAAAUAUAACCCCGCCUUCACCACGGUCGAGGAGAGCUUUAAGACUCUCUUCUGGUCCAUCUUUGGCCUGUCUGAGGUGAUUUCGGUGGUUCUGAAGUACGAUCAUAAGUUCAUCGAGAACAUCGGUUAUGUUCUGUACGGCGUUUAUAACGUGACCAUGGUGGUGGUUCUGCUCAACAUGCUCAUCGCCAUGAUCAACAGCUCCUACCAGGAGAUAGAGGAAGAUGCUGACGUGGAGUGGAAGUUUGCUCGUGCUAAACUCUGGCUGUCGUAUUUCGAUGAGGGCCGAACGCUGCCUGCUCCCUUUAAUCUGGUUCCCACUCCCAAAUCCUUCUACUACCUGAUCAUCCGCAUCAAAUCCUGCCUGAUACACCUGUGUAAAGGAAAAGCCCACCGGCACGACAGCGAACUGGAGAUGGGCAUGAUCAACUCACGGCAGAAGGUCGAUCGCCAUCGAGUGAAUCUCAGGAGUCGAGAGGAAAGCACUUUAAAGAAACCCAUCAAACACCCCACCAGAUAUCAGAAGAUCAUGAAGCGCUUGAUUAAACGUUAUGUUCUGAAGGCUCAGGUGGACAGAGAGAAUGAUGAAGUCAAUGAAGGUGAGCUGAAGGAAAUCAAACAGGACAUCUCGAGCCUGCGAUAUGAGCUUCUGGAGGAGAAAUCACAGGCCACUGGAGAACUGGCCGACCUCAUUCAACAACUCAGCGACAAGUUCGGCAGAAACGCCAAGAAACAACCUUGAGAAACAGACAGACAGAGAGAGAGAGA